AUGAAAGGAGGGACAGCGCAUCAAACCUGUGCAUUUCACAGUAGAAACUCUGUCCUCACCAGCUUAGUGAUCACAAAUGAUCCUGUCUCUGAUUCCCUGUUUGUAAAAGGUUGUUUUGAACUCCAGGAAAGGUGCCUCCAGAACCCCUUGGAGAACUUGGAGUUAACUUGUGGCUACCUAUUGGAAGAGGACAUGAAGUGUCUCUCCCAGUACCCAAGCCUCGGUUACCUAAAGCAUCUGAAUCUCAGCUACGUGCUGCUGUUCCGCAUCAGUCUUGAACCCCUCGGAGCUCUGCUAGAGAAAAUUGCUGCCACUCUCAAGACCCUCAUCUUGGAGGGCUGUCAGAUCCACUACUGCCAACUCAGCGCCAUCCUGCCUGGCCUGAGCCGCUGCUCCCAGCUCACCACCUUCUACUUUGGCAGAAAUUGCAUGUCUACGGAUGCCCUGAAGGACCUGCUGCGCCACACCAGUGGGCUGAGCAAGUUAAGCCUGGAGACGUAUCCUGCCCCUGAGGAGAGUUUGAAUUCCUUGGUUCGUGUCGAUUGGGAGAUCUUCACCCCACUUCGGGCUGAGCUGAUGUGUACACUGAGGGAAGUCAGGCAGCCCAAGAGGAUCUUCACUGGUCCCACUCCCUGCCCUUCCUGUGGCUCAUCACCGUCUGAGGAACUGGAGCUCCAUCUUUGCUGCUAGGGAAGGCGUGCCUAGUGGGGUUGAUAAAUCCAAACUUCUCUUCCAGGCACU
Molecule: messenger RNA, 741 nt
Organism: Pan troglodytes (chimpanzee)
Lineage: Eukaryota; Metazoa; Chordata; Mammalia; Primates; Hominidae
Product: PRAME family member 1-like
Exons: 2
Coding region: 1-690 (229 amino acids)
Cellular component (GO): cytoplasm
Source: RefSeq, a predicted model, not a curated record